GCUCUCUCUCUCUCUCUCUCUCUCUCUCUCUCACUCUCUCUCUCUCUCUCUCUCUCUCUCUCCUAAUCAUAGCCUGUAGGCUAGGCCGCUAGGCUACAUAAAACUAGCUCAGAACACAACAGAGACAGGUCACCGUGGAUGUGAUGCGGGAGUUCGAGGUGGAAGGUGGCCGGUAAAAAAACGUUUAAAGAGCUUUGUGCGGACACAAAGAGAGCCAGAGAGAGAGAGAGAGAGUUCAAAAGUUUGAACGUGACCCCGUGAGCUGCCAAUCAUGAAGAGGAACAAGCAGAUCGACAUCAAGCGCGCCCUUGCUCUUGCAGGGACCUUCAACUUCCUGUGCUGCUGCGCUCGCGCCUGCCUGCUCCCCUUCCUCACGCUGUACUUCAGACAGCUGGGUCUGACCCCCGCCAUGACGGGCAUCGUCAUGGGCACCAAGCACCUCAUAUCGCUGGUCUGGAGCCCCGCGGCAAGCCAGCUCUCCAAACGCUACGACAAGAGGCGAGCGGUGAUAAGCGGCUCCCUUGUGUGUUCGGCGGCAGUCGCCGUGGUUCUGCUGCUCGUCUCGCCCGCAGAUGUGCACCCACAGACCGCCAGCUGUAACGCGUCCGAUCUGAGUCUGGGCGCCGACCUGCUCGGGAGCAGCGCUGCACCGCCGACGAAAUCGGCUAGAACUCGCGCUGAAAACGUCAACGCUCCCGUUUCCACGUCUGGUGUCACUCUUCCUGCAACGACUCCCAUUGACGCUAAAUCUGCUCCCGUUCCGACGAGCCAAACGGCGCUUAAUCGGCAUUAUGACGAUGAUACAUCCAGUCCUCGGCUGUCGCUAAAGAACGCAUCAGCGGUGGCUAACGACGGCGCUGGAGAGCCAAACGUUGCGCCCCAUACCGUCGGCUCUUCCGCAGCUGCAGUGAGGAAUAAAAGGUCCGGCUUUAGUUUCUUCUCAGGGUCAGAAGAAAAGCUCGGCGACGAGACGACCCAGGAUGAGGACAAAGAAAGCCGUUUGGGUUUUCUGGGCGGGCUAAAAGUGCUGGACCCUCAACACCAGCUCUUCUUUGUGACCCUCCUCAUCGUGUCGGUGUGGGAGUUUGCGUCAGCGCCUCUGGAGUGGACGGCAGACGACGGCCUGUACGAGUAUCUGGACUUUGCGUAUGCCUCGGACCGCUACGGCAGCACCCGGGUGUGGGGUUUACUCGGAGCGGCGUGCGGGGUCGGAGGAGCGGGCGUGCUGGUGAGCCAGUUGCGCUGUCUCGUGGCUUAUCGGACGCCCAGGAGCGCCGUGCACUUCCUCUGCUACGCUGCCCUGACGGCCCUGGCUCUGCCCGCAGCCGCCUGCCUCCCUCUCUACCUGAACAAGAAGCGCGACCGGGCCAACGGGCUUUUUAAAGCCGCGAUGCUGGUGCGCGGCUCCCCCCGCGCCGCGCUCUGCGCCGUCACCGCGCUGCUGGUCGGCGCCGCGGCCUCGACCGUGGACAACUUCCUGCUGUGGCAGAUGCAGGACCACGGGAGCGGUGAGCUGCACAUGGGGCCGUCUCUAGCCCUCGCCGUGCUCUCGGAGGCCGCCUUCCCGCUGCUCGCCGGCCGAGUUUCAAAGCGCCUCAGCCCGGAGAGGGUGCUCGUUGUCGGGGCCGCGAGUCUCGGGUUGCAGUGCUUCUAUUACUCCUUCCUGUGGGCGCCGUGGGCCGCGCUGCCCGCCCAGGUGUUGAGCUGUUUCAGCGGCGGCGCCCUCUGGUGGGCCGUGAAGGUCCAGUGUGCGGAAGUCGCCACGCCGGGGGCCGAGAGGAGCGUGAGCAAGCUCUACAGCGCGCUUUCUCUCCACCUGGGGAGCGGGCUCGGGAGCUUCGCCGGAGGCUUCGUGGUCCAGCGGUUUGGGCUGACCUGGCUGUUCAGAGGAGCGGCAGUGUGCGUGAUGGCGUGGUGCGUGUGUCUGCCGCUGCUCCAGUGGAAAGCCCCUCGCCAGCGGCGGAUUAACUAUUGUCGUCUGCUGGCGGCUGGCACAAGCGAAGCCAGCGACUCAGAGUCUGAGCAGGAGAGAGACUGGCUUGAAAAAGCAAUGGAGGACAGCAGAAGCAAUAACUAUGGACGGGGGACAAACCACUGAAACCAUGUGGGAGAGUACAAAAAGACGCUUUAAAGAGUGCAGUAGAUAAAAGGAAUUUAUCUUCACAAAACCAAAUCAUUUCUAUCAGUAUGAAAAUAAUAAUAUUUUUCCCCACCAGGUCAGUUACAGACUUAUCUCUCUUUAUCGUCAGGUAGCGCAGCUCAAAGCCGGAUCAUUUAUUUCCUACUUUGACAGGUUUAAUUCAAAUCACAGUGUUGACUAGUGCUGCAAAAAAUUAUUAUUUUCAUUGUUGAUUAAUCGAUUAGUUGUUCGGUCUAUAAAAUUUCAGAAAAUCUGGAUCAGUGUUUCCCAAAAAGCCCAAGAUG
Messenger RNA from Perca fluviatilis (European perch), 2424 nucleotides. It is a transcript of the gene mfsd6l, whose product is annotated as major facilitator superfamily domain containing 6-like. Gene Ontology annotation, cellular component: membrane. The record is from RefSeq and is a predicted model, not a curated record. The coding region runs from base 272 to 2098 and encodes 608 amino acids. The transcript is spliced from 2 exons. NCBI's taxonomy places the organism in Eukaryota, Metazoa, Chordata, Actinopteri, Perciformes, Percidae.